UGUGCGCACAACACAGGUGAGUUUCCUGGUACGGCAAACAGCGAAAAAGAUCGUUCUUUGACGAAUAGAAAUGGCUCCUCAUAAGAAAUCGAAGAGAAAACCCAAGAAGGACAAGAAAUUGAAGAAGCACAAAAGCAGAAGCUUGGUAGUUCCCGUAGAAUCCAAAGGCAUCGAGUCCGAUUGGUGGCAUAGUUUCUGGCAUAAAAACUCUUCAACCCCAGGUGCAUCAGUACCGGUGGAUGAGGAAGAAGGAUUCAAGUACUUCUUUCGGGUUUCAAAGAAGACCUUUGAGUACAUUUGUUCCCUUGUGAGAGAAGAUCUCAUUUCGAGGCCUCCUUCGGGGCUUAUCAAUAUCGAGGGAAGGCUUUUGAGUGUUGAGAAACAAGUUGCAAUUGCCAUAAGGAGGUUGGCAUCUGGGGAGUCCCAAGUAUCUGUUGGGGCUUCCUUUGGAGUUGGACAGUCGACAGUGUCUCAAGUUACUUGGAGAUUUAUUGAAGCUUUGGAAGAACGAGCCAAGCACCAUGUCAAGUGGCCUGAUGCAGGUAAAAUGGAUGAAAUCAAAUCCAAGUUUGAAGCAGUUUUUGGGUUGCCCAAUUGCUGUGGAGCUAUUGAUGCAACGCACAUCAUCAUGACCCUUCCGGCUGUUCAAACCUCUGAUGAUUGGUGUGACCAGGAGAAUAAUUACAGCAUGUUCUUGCAAGGAGUUGUUGAUCAUGAAAUGCGAUUUCUUGAUAUUGUGACUGGUUGGCCUGGGGCUAUGACGGUUUCAAGACUGCUGAAGUGUUCUGGACUUUACAGACUUUGUGAGGCCGAUGAGCGUCUAAAUGGGAGCACAAGAAAUGUAUCAGAAGGAAUUGAUGUUAGAGAGUAUAUAGUUGGUGGGGUUGGUUAUCCUCUUCUUCCAUGGCUCAUUACUCCUUAUGAAAGUGACGGCCUUUCUGCUUCAUUGUCUGCAUUUAACACUGUGCACGAAGCUGCAAGCUCGCUUUCAGUUAAAGCAUUCAUGCACUUAAAGGGUAGCUGGAGAAUUCUUAACAAGGUCAUGUGGAGACCUGAUAAGCGGAAACUGCCAAGUAUCAUCUUGGUAUGUUGUUUACUCCACAAUAUUAUCAUUGACAAUGGAGAUCUGUUCCAUCCCGAUGUUGCUUUGUCCGGCCACCACGACUCUGGUUACGGAGAACAAAACUGUAAACAAGUUGAUCCGCUGGGAAGAGCCAUGAGGGAAAACAUAGUAAAGCACUUGCAGCAUGGGAAAGAUAAAUCUCCAUUGGAGUAACUACUCUCACAUUUCAGUUAUCAGCUUAUGCCAGACAGCAGAUGCUUUGCUAGAUGGGUCUAGUUUUGGUAAUUUGAUUCAUGUAAGGUUAUGAUGUAUUGUUGAUUUUUUUUUCGAUAACAAUGUUAGAAGUAGAGAAACUAAACGGAAAUGGCCAUGGAACCUGGAAGGGACGAGGAUAGUGUGUUAAGGCAUGCAAACCACAAUAACCACAUGGCGAUAGAAUCUCGUCCAAACCACUAUUUACAAGCGGUUUGCGUUGGGUCUUGAUUCAAUUAAUCUAUCGUAUGGGUUUACACGUGCCUGGCGCAGUUCACUUUUGGGCUUGACGGGCUGUCCGAAGGACACAACUGUUAAAUUGUUAUCGGUUAUAAAAAAAGUGUCAAGGUACUCAUA
Tripterygium wilfordii is the source of this 1672-nucleotide messenger RNA. RefSeq names its product protein ANTAGONIST OF LIKE HETEROCHROMATIN PROTEIN 1. The record is from RefSeq and is a predicted model, not a curated record. The transcript is spliced from 2 exons. Bases 71 to 1276 code for a protein of 401 amino acids. NCBI's taxonomy places the organism in Eukaryota, Viridiplantae, Streptophyta, Magnoliopsida, Celastrales, Celastraceae. Gene Ontology annotation, cellular component: PRC1 complex; ESC/E(Z) complex. Gene Ontology annotation, molecular function: chromatin binding.